Molecule: messenger RNA, 4419 nt
Organism: [Candida] anglica
Lineage: Eukaryota; Fungi; Ascomycota; Pichiomycetes; Serinales; Debaryomycetaceae
Source: the annotation of a GenBank genome assembly
AUGGCAGUCUCAAACGAGGAUUUAGUACAGCUCAAACAGCGUCUUAUCCGAACACGCCCACAAGAAUUUGUAGCAGGGCUUGAGUCUGGGGACAUCUGGCCGUACUCGACUCUCUACAAUACACUUGUAGACGUUGAAGGCAUAGACUCUGCUCGAGUGCUCACGUGCGAUGUUCUCUCGAUCUGGCUUCUUAGGUACACCCAGACGUUUAAGGUAGUAUCAAAGGAUUUACACACCGUUUCUCAAGAAAUCGCAUUAACUAAAGAUGCAGUAGACAAUCUUUUCCAAUACAUUACAGAUUUUUUGGAACACAAGUCUGGACCAUUUGUCAAUGCCUUGAGUGGAUUGUUAACUAAACUUGUAGAGUUGGUAAAGAACUGCUUUGUUACCGAAGAGACAGCGUUGAUAUUUCACGGAUGGGUUGACGUAGCAAUGGACUUGUCAAUCACCUCAAGAACAAUCUAUCAAUUAACUGAAGUUCUCGCUAAGAACAUUGAUCUGCAGUACAUUUUGACCAAGUAUCCAACCUUUGCUACAAACUGCAUAUCAAUGAUGUGGUCCGGUGCUCUUGCCAACGCCGCUAGCAAGGCUAUUGCCGCAGUCUACUGUGGUGUAUACACGAGAGGAAAUGAAGCCCAAUGGCUCGACUGUUGGCUGGAUAUUGUGGGCGAAGGUCUUAAAAACUUGGAGUUGAGGAAAAAUAUUCAAACUUACCUUCUUCCUUCCUUAUUCACCAUAUCUGCGGAAUCUUAUCCUUUAUAUAUGAAGAGACUUCAAUCAUCAAACUUGGCCACCGGUGGUACUACUGCUGAGGAUCUCGAUUUACUCGUUGGGGUUGCUAAAAUCGGACAAGAUUUGGCCAUUUCAGUAGAGCCUUUUGCUGGUGAUGAGCCAGUUAUCUCCAUGAAAUUGCUUAUUAAUAUGUUGACCCAUAGAGCUCCACAUUAUCGGAUUGGAUCAUUUUCACUUCUCGUUGGGUCGCCUAAGAGUUCUCAACCUAUCCCACAAUAUAUCUACAAUACAUUGAUAAACUACAAUGUGAUCGAAUCCUUCUUUAUGGAUCAUGAUGAAACAGACAUCCGUAACGACUUUUAUUCAAUCUUGAGGCAUUUCUUAAUAAGGGUCAAAGACUCUUCAUAUUCUCUUAAUAGAGAUAUGCAGAAGUUAAUUAAGGGAAAUCGUGACGAGGUCAAACAACAACAAUUGAAAGCCUUCAUUGAAUCCAACCAUAGAUUUAUGAACUGGUUUGUCGGAUUACUCCAGGAAAGUAUUACUCCAGGCUCGACCUACCCACAAGUGUCAUUAGGACUUCAGCUUUUGGAUGUACUUGUCUCGUUAGGAGUAGACUCAUCAGUAGACUUAACUGGCUCUUCUCUUAAACACUCCAAGGCUAUGAGUAAGAGCAUAAACAGUAAAAUGAAUUUCCCUUUUUCUAUUGACUUAUUUAACCCAACAAUGGUGAGGUUAUUGGCAGAUAAUGUCACCAAUAAUUAUGAAGAUAUUAGAGAUUCAAGUGUGAACAUUUUAUUGGCGUGCCCUAAUGAAAAACUUACCAAAUUACUUUCCAGUCCUAUUUUAUCUAAGAGCAUGGUCAUAUUAUUCGACUUAAAGGGUAGAAAGAGCGAGGGGGGAGCCAGAGUAUUCCAAUUUUUGGCACAGGCUUAUGACAGAGUCCAUGAUGAAUCUAAAAUCCAUCGCCUCUGUGAUGCUCUCAUGGAAAGAAUCGAAUCUGCUCUGGAUCUGAUUAUAGACGAAAAUAUCCAACCUGAAAACCGAGUACAAGGUGUAUUCACAGCAUUGAGGCUCGUAUUAUCAGGAAUACGAAAGGAAAACUUCACUCACGAAUAUUGGACUCCACUUUUCAAUCAAUUGAUUGGAAAGUAUUUCCCCAAGUUUUGGCACAGUGUUAAACCUAUUUUAUCAAAUGUUGCUGAAGAAUUAAAUGAAGUAGAUGAUAAACUUGUAUUGAGUUACAGUUGGAAGCUUGUUAAAGAGUCAACCGCCUUAUUACAAACCAUUCUCAACAUCAGCAACGGUCACCUCGAUAAUACAAAAUUCGUUCUCGCAGUGGAUAUGGUGAUCGACCAACUCUCUUCAGUCCAUCACCGUGGUGCAUUUUCCUCAGUAUACCCAACAUUUGUCACUUGCUGUGAAUUAUGCUUUAGACUGAAAGAUAAUACCGAACUUCCAGUUAAAUGGUUGAAAAAUAACGUUCAAUUGAUCGAAGAGAAGACCCAAUUUAUUAGUAGAAGAUCAGGUGGAUUGCCAUAUUUGAUCACCGGUAUCCUCACUGCGAACAAGAAUGUAAACAAGAAGAAGACCAGUGAUGGAUGCAGUGAAUUAAUGAAGUACUCCAUGUCAGAAUUACUCCGAAUCGCCAGUAUUCCAUAUAACCAGAAUGCUGACGAAAAGAUGGAUAUUCCUCAAGUUCAUGCAUUCAAUAGUAUGAAGCAUAUUUUCAUCGACUCACAGUUGUCCGAUGAAUGCAUCUAUUUUGUUCAAGAGGCAUUGACCUUAUCUUUGUUGAACUGUAAUUCGCCCACAUGGGCCAUUAGAAACUGUGCUGUUAUGCUUUUCACUGCUUUACAGAACAGACUUUUUGGUACCAAAAAGUUGGGUGAGAUCCUCCCUACUGUUAGUGCCAAGUUGUUUUUUGUCAAGUAUCCAGGUGUAUCUGAUAUUUUAUACACGAAUUUGGUAGAUCAAUCUACUAAUAUGGAGGCUGUUUUCCCCGUUCUCACCAUCUUAAUGCGACUUGAAGAAACUUCUGUUGAAAAACCUUUAUUAUGGAGAUACGAACCAUUAUUACACAACUUUUUGGAACAUAAAUUGUGGAAGAUUCGUGAAAUGGCUGCUCGUGCAUUGGCGGCAAUUAUAAAGCCGAACCAACUUAGUGAAUAUAGUUGCAAGCUAGUCAGCGAUUGUGAUAAUGGAUCGUUGAAUAGAAGACACGGAAGCUUGUUGACAAUUUUGGAGAUAUUCAAAAGAAUCAAGUUAAGGCUUCCAGAUGUGGAGGUCUCUUCUUCCACUAUUGAUAUGUUGAAUGAGAGAAUUAACUUGUUCAUUCCAAAGAGGGCUAGCACCUUCAGUUGGGCACCUGGUAAAGUUUUCGUCGAUAUCUUAUUAGCUGUGCAACCACGAGAACUUCCAAUACUGACUAUGAAUGUAUUAGGAACUUACAUUUUAGAUACUCUCAAUUCACCAGAAAGAAUUGAAGGUGCUAGACAAUUACUUUUAGCAGACUCAAUCGAACUUGUAUUGAAUCAACAAUUCAUUCAAGAAUCUUUCACUGAUGCCAUGGACUUGUCAAGAUUAUGUAUUCUUUCUGAUGGAAUCUAUGAAGCACAAUUGACUGCGAUUUCAUUGUGCAAGAAAAAUCUUAUUGAAAUAUCAAAACACGUUGAUUCAUUGGAAGUUUUGGACUUGUAUGAAGAUACUUGGAAGAUUGUUAGUGAUGAAUCAUGUUGGAGUUUAGUGAGGUCGACGGCAUUGGGAUUGUUAAAGUCGCUCUUACAUUACAAAGAAUUACAACCAAACGAAGUGGUACCCGUGAUUGAAACUUUGUUUGCAUUUACUGACAAGGAAAUGUAUAGUGAAGAUGUUAAUUCUAUGGCACUUGAGACUUUGGGUCCUUUAGUUACCGACGUGGUAGGAACUGGACAACAAAUCAUGGUUUCCAAAUUUUUGAAUCUCGUUUCUGGGUUUUCUCACGAUGAAAGACCUUUUACUGUUAGAAUUGCAGCCAUCAAGGCAGCCAUCUCAUUCCUUCUCAAAAUGGGUAAUGAUACAUCUAAAUAUACAGCGGAAGCCUCAUUCCUAGUGUAUACUGCAUUGAGUGACGACGAUGGUGAUAUUAGAGAUAUUGCGGCAGAUUAUUUUUCUUCAAAGUUUCAAUUUCAAUUUAAUUCAAAUAAUGUUUCCAUUACAAAGACUUUCUGUGAAUCGUACACAGAAAUCUAUAAGGAAAGUUCUGAAUCAGUUCUUAUUCUGAAAUUCUGUGGAAAUCCAACAAUUUCAUCCAAUUUGUCCUUGAUUUCAACGAAGGAGAAGGAUAUAGAUUCUCUCUUUGACAUUGAAAGUGUGAAUUUGUAUAGAAAUGAUGCCAAGCAACAUAAGCAAAUAUGUGAGAUGAUUACAAGCUUGAACAAUUCAGAAGAAUCAAUCCAAAAGUUAGAGUCAAGGGUCUUGGAAGAUUUGAAGGAUGUUCUUAAAUUUGUAGACACUCAUCAACAAGAUGGAUACAUUGGAUGGACUAGAAACGAUCUUACAUAUACAUGUGUACUUAAUUGCUUGGUUAGCUUACAAAUGAUGGGAAAGAUGCAAAAUACAAAACUUUGGAAGGAUUCAUUAAAUGAAUUCAAACAUGUCAGUACUAGAUUAAAUAUCCAUCCAUUAUUGGAAACUUUUAUAGACUAUUAG